Molecule: messenger RNA, 1812 nt
Organism: Myripristis murdjan (pinecone soldierfish)
Lineage: Eukaryota; Metazoa; Chordata; Actinopteri; Holocentriformes; Holocentridae
Gene: mkrn4
Product: makorin, ring finger protein, 4
Exons: 8
Coding region: 18-1205 (395 amino acids)
Biological process (GO): protein polyubiquitination
Molecular function (GO): ubiquitin protein ligase activity; metal ion binding
Source: RefSeq, a predicted model, not a curated record
GCCAGGCUAAUUGGUGGAUGGGACGGCCUGUAAACUAUUUAGGUGUUGGACAGGUCGGCCCCCGGCGGCACGCUCAAAAGACAAAGAGGAUGGACCCAGGAGUAGAGCAGUACUCCUCUGCUCGAGCUGCGGUUUGUAGGCAGUUCAUGAAUGGCUCUUGCAGAUUUGGUCCACGGUGUCACUACCGACAUGAAUGGCCUGUAAGGCAAUCAUCCCAAAUAUGCAGGCACUUUCAGAAAGGUGGCUGCUGGUAUGGUCAGAACUGCAGGUAUCGUCAUGUCCUUCUGCCCGAGGGUGAUGCAGCUGUGCCAGGUAGAAGGGCUUCGGUGCCUCACGUGCACCCGCCCUGUGUCGGCAAUGGGCGGCGAGGGUCCGAGCCCGCGCUGCCACAGGCCUGGGUGAUGACGGGCCGAGGACGCGGGGGGUCGGAGUCAGUGUUGGUCGACGUCUCCAACCUGGAACGCAACUUUGGAUGCCUGACCAUGGAUGUUCCCGAGGAAGGAGGGUCACGAGAUCAUCUACUUGAACCGGGCACUCAUUUGAGUCGAACCGCUUCCCAAGACUCUGUCCAGAGUUCAAAAACGACACAAGCAGGUGUCUCUAAUGGCAGAAAUCAGCAGGCUUCAUCCAAAGAGACGGCAGAGUGUGGUGGCGCCGCUGCGGCCCCCACUGCCCGAGAGGAAACAGAGGAGUUCCUCCAGAGUAAAGAGGUGACGUGCGGCAUCUGCAUGGACAAGGUGUACGAGAAGAUGAAUCCAGACGAACAGCGCUUUGGCAUCCUGCCUAAUUGCAAUCAUUCCUUCUGUCUGAAAUGCAUUGUCACCUGGAGGAAAACUAAAGACCUGCGGGAGGAAGUUAUAAAGAGUUGCCCACAAUGCCGAGUGAAGUCUGCUUUUUAUAUCCCGAACAAUUACUGGGUUGAAGGACAAGCAAAGGAAACUCUAAUUGCUGCCUUCAAAGAGAAAUGCAGUAAAAGAAGAUGCAGUUACUUUAUGCGAUACGGAUGCUGCCCCUUCAAAUCAGAGUGCAUUUACUGGCAUGACGCAGCCCACCGUCGCCGCUCCUCACGUCUGUCCUACACAGAGGAGGAGGACCUGGACGGCCUACAGCUGCUCGAUUUUGUCAUAGCCAUGACUCUUCUCUCUGACUUGGAUGACAAUGACAGUGACCUCCCCUUUUACCUCGGCGAGGAUUAUGAUUUCUGAGCCCUGUCAUCCCUUUUUUCUGUUACGAAACUGAAUGAAACAGUACCUUAAUCACUGGGCACCCAGAAAACUACUUGGUUAUUUGUUUUGCCUCUUCUACCCUUCUCUCAGUCAUAUCUUUUGAGCAGUCAUACAUUAGUUUCAAGCAGUGCCAGAUAAGUCACCUAGCUUAUUUAGAUUUCUGUAUCUAAAGUGCUAGUAUUUAUUUGGGGCCUUCUGGUUUGGAUUUUUCUUUUUCUGCUCCCUCUUGUCUGGUGAUUCCAGCAUAUUCAGAUUAUUAAUAUUCAAGGCCCCAAACAGAUUUGCUACUGUUGAUCUGGCCGAGUGCUUGACUCUACAAAGUCUGACCUGCCAAUUUGCACCAUUUUGAUAUUUUAAAAGUGUGUGUGUGUGGAUGGCAUUUUUAAUUCUCUAGAUAAUGUGUACUGUAUCCCGUAUUACUAAUUGUCAUGAUUUAAGAUACUUACCUCAGUAGAUAGGUCAUUGAUAAAUCAUUUUUCUGGUUGGUGUGAUGAACAAAAUGUCAGAUUUUUAUUAUUUUUUUAUAACGAGUUGUAUUCAAUCACAAAAGAAAAUAAACAUUGUUACACCUUUUGCUUCACUGAAA